UGCCUUCUACGUUUCCUCAGUUGUGUUUUAUUUUUAUUAUUAUUAUGGCUACCGAAGUUAGCAGUUCUCUGAUGAGAGCGAUCGACGGCGGAGAUUCUCCGGCUGGGAUAUCGACGGCUCCUAUUACGAGGGACUUCCUCGGCGGUGUUGACGGCAAGGAGCUUGAAGGCCUGGACCUGCAAGUUCCGUCUGGAUGGGAAAAGCGCCUGGACUUGAAGUCGGGAAAAAUUUAUCUACAGAGGAGUAGUUCAUCGAUGCCGAAAUCUGCAUCGGACGGUCAGAAUUAUCGGGACCUGUGGUCCACGCCAAAGCAGGGGAAGCAGACGCUUGACCUUCUCGACCUCGAUUCCGGCCUGGAAUUGAAGCUCCUGCCGGCGUCGCCGUCGCCGUCGCCGUCGUACCAGAGUGUCUGCACUCUGGAUAAAGUGAAAUCGGCGCUGGAGAGGGCGGAGAAGGCGAGCGCCGCCGCAAGGAAGCGAUCGGUGUCGUCGUCGUCAACUUCAUCGUCGUCGGUAAGGGACGCCGCCGGCGCCGACGCCGAUCGGGAGGAGCGGUCGCCGGAGGCGUCGUUUGCCGCCGCCGCUUGCUCCGGCUGCCUGAUGUACGUGCUCGUCUCGCCGGGGAAUCCGACGUGUCCACGCUGCGGCUGCCGCGUGCCGUUGCCGGCGGCCGCCGCCGCGGCGAAGCGGCCGAGGAUUGAUCUGAAUUUGUCUGUUUGACUGAAAUUCGAUUUAUUUUUCAGUUUUUUUUGUAAAGAUUGGUGAAAUAUAGGAAUUAAAGUUCAAAGA
Andrographis paniculata is the source of this 788-nucleotide messenger RNA. RefSeq names its product protein CURLY FLAG LEAF 1-like. The coding region runs from base 45 to 719 and encodes 224 amino acids. The record is from RefSeq and is a predicted model, not a curated record. NCBI's taxonomy places the organism in Eukaryota, Viridiplantae, Streptophyta, Magnoliopsida, Lamiales, Acanthaceae. The transcript has 2 exons.